UGUAACUAGCGGUCGCCUAGCAACGCCUCAAACAAACCUGCUGUCGAGGGGAAGCUAACAAAGCUAGCUCAGUAGUUUAGAUCUUUACAAACUGUCCAGAAACUUUAAGAAAUAAUGGACCAAGAAUUGAACGAAGAGGAGCUGCAGCAGUUGUACGCGUGGAUAGACAAAAUAUCUCUGUCCAGGCCGAAAAGACACAUCACAAGAGACUUCAGCGAUGGAGUGAUGGCUGCAGAGGUUGUCAAAUACUUCUUCCCAAAACUUGUUGACCUGCACAACUAUAUUCCUGCAAACUCCACACAGCAGAAGAUCAGCAACUGGCACCUUCUCAACAGGAAGGUGUUUUCCAAGCUGAACUUUCACGUACCCGAGGAGACAGUGAAGAGGAUUGUACUGAGCACUGCAGGAGUGAUAGAGCCUGUACUGAACGCCCUCAGGGACAAGAUCGACAAGAAACUGGAGCAGACUACAGAUAAUAUACUAGAUUUGGAAUACUAUGACACCAGGAACCAGGAGAAACCUCACACAGAAAUUCCUCGGACUGAAGUGAAACGUUUGGCUCCGCUGGCAGGAGAAGAUGAAAAGAGCAGAAUAAAAAAUGGUAAACCGCGGCACACAGUGCAGUUUUACUCAGACAUGGACCCUACAUUACAACUAAUCCUGCAGGAAAAAGAGCAAGCUGUCAUGGCUUUGAAGGAGACUGUGGAGAUCCUGCAGAUGAAAGUGAACAGGUUGGAGCAUCUGGUUCACUUGAAGGACAUGCGUAUUGAAGAUCUGACGCGGCAUCUGGAGACAUACAAAGCAAAAGGCAACACGCGCUGAUACAAACGUGUACACAGAGAAUAUGUUAUAGUAGCUCUGCGUUAUAACCCUUUAACAUCAACUCCAAUACAGUUGUUAAAAGUUUUGGUCAAUGCAAAGGAUCAGUUCAUAUUCUGAGAUUAUUGUCCUACCUGCUAAAACACAUCACACCUGUUGAAAUGCACCAGCGGAAUUACAGAUGUGUUGUGUUUUAAUGUGUCUUCUUUUUGAAGUAAAGUGCGUUUUUGUGAUGAAAACGCAGGGGUUUGGUAAUUUAAUCCCCAUUAACGUUAGAUAAAUGUAUGUAAAAGUAAUAUAGUCACACUUAUAUAACAUGACAAGUGCCUGUUUCAAGAGGAUUUAUCUGAUUUGACAUUGAUAUAUUUUAAUAUCAUGAUUUAACAAGAGCAGCGCAACAACUGUCUUCUCUAUAAUAUAACUAUUUUUGCAGAUAUUGCAUAUUAUGUCCUUGUGUUUAAACCUUAUCUAACGAGAUUCUACUGUAAAUGGUUUACGAGAAUUUGAGUUGUUUAAUACAGACAGUCGCUUCUUUGUGAUUUUCAUGUGUUUAUGUACCUCCAGUCGUCUUUGACCUUCUGUGCCUUUACACAGCCUAUGACCUCUGACCUCUAAGUGCUCAAUAAAUCAACUAACCUCUUUAACUUUCAAAA
Sebastes umbrosus (honeycomb rockfish) is the source of this 1472-nucleotide messenger RNA. It is a transcript of the gene spef1, whose product is annotated as sperm flagellar 1. Gene Ontology annotation, molecular function: microtubule binding. Gene Ontology annotation, cellular component: axoneme. Gene Ontology annotation, biological process: regulation of cytoskeleton organization. The record is from RefSeq and is a predicted model, not a curated record. The transcript has 7 exons. Lineage: Eukaryota; Metazoa; Chordata; Actinopteri; Perciformes; Sebastidae. The coding region runs from base 115 to 822 and encodes 235 amino acids.